AUGCCCGGGGCGUCGCCUCCCCGCGGCUCCUGCACCCUCACCAACAUCCUUACCGCCUUCCUCGCGGGCAUCCCCGAAGUCCCCUCCUCCCGUCCAGAUCUCCCUCCCUUUCCUCUCGGGACUCCCUCCCCGUUCAGUCUGGGCGACAGCUACCCUUGUCCCGCCACACCGCAUCCCACCCAGUACCGCAGCCCGGGUGCCUGUCCAGGCCACCCGGAGAAGAGUUUAAACCUGCCGCCACCUCCCGCUGAGAAGACAAAUGCACUUUCCAGCCCGCCGGCGUUUGCUCGCUGCGCAGCUGCUGGGCUCGGAAAGCCUGCCGGCACCAGGGACUCCGGGCGACCCAAGGCUUCACGGGCCCCGAGCUGCCCAGACUGGCGUGCCGAGCCAGCCAAAGCCGCGGCUCUGGCCCGCGCGCACGCGUCCAGGAGGAGCAGCAGCCAGGCCCGGGUGAUGCGCAGUGAACGAAGGGGAAUCUUUGGCAGCAGGGAUCCAAGGCGCAAGCACGCCCAAGGGGGCGAGGCGCACACGCAGAAGCCGCAGCGCACUGCCGGCGCUUCUGGGUUCUCAGCACCAGGGGGCACCCGAACCCGCCAAGCCCCCCGUGUCCACGCGGCGGAGAGGCUGGGGCUGCUGGGGGCCCAGCCGCUCCCCUGCGAUCCCAGCGCCCUGCAAUGCCAAUACCCGCUGCCCUCUCCACCUCGGCCCGCUCCUCCACUUACCUCGGAUCCGGUCUCCGCAGACCCCCAGUUGGACAUUAACUCCAGGAGCCCCGAGUCCCAGCCAGGAGAAGCAUCUGGGGCGCGGGUAGGAGCGCGGAGCCCCGCCCAGCAGGUUGGGGGCAAGAGUUCGCAAUCCGGGGGCCCCGCGGGGCGGCGAGGGCGCGCUGGAGGCGGCGGCCAAGGUUCCCGCGGCCGCCGCGAGGAGGGCGAGGGCGGCCGACAGUGCCCUCGCCAGCCCUCCACACCCCCAGAAGUCGAAAUCCGAGCAGCCGCCCCUGCCUUGGGUGGGGGGCGACACGGCUGCGCGUGCAGCACUCUUCGGGGAGCUGCGCGAGCCGGGGACCAGGCGGGCGAUUCAGCGGCAGCGGCCUCGCUCUGCGCCUCCUCGGGGCGCAGGGCUGGUGAGCACAAGACGGGCCGGGCUGAUGCUGCCGCCGGAGCUGAGAUCUGGCCUGGGAAUCCAAACGAGACACCACGUCAACCAGCGCGGGGAGUCCCGUGA
Messenger RNA from Elephantulus edwardii (Cape elephant shrew), 1224 nucleotides. Its product is annotated as treacle protein-like. Bases 1 to 1224 code for a protein of 407 amino acids. NCBI's taxonomy places the organism in Eukaryota, Metazoa, Chordata, Mammalia, Macroscelidea, Macroscelididae. The record is from RefSeq and is a predicted model, not a curated record. The transcript has 4 exons.